This is a messenger RNA of Cotesia congregata, 831 nucleotides long. Lineage: Eukaryota; Metazoa; Arthropoda; Insecta; Hymenoptera; Braconidae. The record is from the annotation of a GenBank genome assembly.
AUGAGAUUUCGUUGUAAAAUGAUAGAUGCGGUAGCAAUGCGAGAUUUUACAAAUAUCGUAACAGCUAUAUCAAAAACUUCGAAACAUUGUGUACUCGAAUUGACCAACGAUCAAAUAUGUUUCACUGUUCUUGAUGAUUCUGGUCGUGCACCAACAGUCUGGGUUGAAUUGUCGCGGUAUCACUUUUUUAACGAGUAUGUAAUGGUGGGCAUUGGCGAAAAUAACAACAAAAUUUUGUUUGAUUUUGAUGCUCAAAUGCUGGCUAAAAGCUUGAUGUCACUGAGAGCAACAGCCAGAAGCGUCAAGAUGAAACUUACAAAUAAACAACAUCCUUGUUUAACAUUAGAAAUUGAAUUACCUUCACUUACGACGGAUUCUUGGCAGUGUAUUCACGAUGUACCGAUUAAAAUCUUGCCGAGACAGGAGUGGAAUGUUUAUCAACCACCAACUAUACCCGAUUUUCACAUUUCGAUAGACUUACCACAACUAAAGUACAUAAGAAGUUUCGUUGAAAGGAUGAAAAACAUGUCGCCUCACUUGAGAUUAAUAGUAAACAACGACGGAUUACUUGUCUUAAAAGUAGAAACAGACGCAGCUAGUGUUGCGACACAUUUUCAAAAUCUCCAAGUAUGGAAAGCAGAUGAAUCAGAAAGAGAUAGUGUUACAGCAGCAGUUGACAUCAGACGUUUUUUCACUAUCCAUACUUGGGACGCUAUUCAUCCCGAUUCAGUUAAAUGUAACAUUAUUAAUGAGAGGCUAGUAUACAUACACAUUAACCUAGACGAUAAUAUAAAAGUCCAUCAUUUUAUCCCAGCAGUAGCAAUUGAUUAA